AUGGUGCUACGUCUCCGUCUGCACUUGAGAUUAGCGCACGGGAUUUUAGUUUUUAAAGUCGUCGGGGUUCGGUACCCCGCUUCGGAAUGCCUCGUUCCCCGGCUGACGAGCCUCGUCGACCUUGCCACACCUGCCAUUGUCAUCGAAUUCCACGUCUCAAAAUUGGAAAAAUCUUCGGGUUCAUCUUAUUUGGAAUAUGUAUCUAUGGCCAAGGCGCGCUCUUGCUCCAUGACUGCAAGCAAAUGGAUGCCAAUGACAUAUAUUGGCGAUGCAAAACGCGCACUACUACCACUUUCGAAAUGGACCAAAGACCUGACCCUCGGACUUGACCCAUUACUUUCCUCAUUGAAAGCGUGUCGCACCUACAUCCCGCUUGUUCAUGCUUUUCUCCACAUCCGAAACAGGGGGGGUCGAUCCGUUUGUAGGUGGGAGGGAAGAACUGGGGAUGCCGAAGAUGAUAGCGAGUUGAAUAUCGAGAGAAGAGGAGGAGGAAGGAGGAGUAGCCCGGCACAGACUACGGCUAACUAUAAAAACAAGACGAGAGACACGGAUGCUGAGCAAGGGGUUUUCAUGCCGUAUGCACUGAUCAUGGUGUGGAGAAGAUAUUCAAGGCAGGCAAAGCGGGGAUCUCGUUUGAGAAAGGGAGAUAGAAGACACUACCUAGACUCCAUUACAUCGCGGAAAGGCUUUCAAGAAUACCUGUGUUUGAGGUGCUGGACGCGAAGCUGUAAAGGGCCAGAUCUUCCAUCGAUAUCAACGAUGUCGCAUCGCAUCAUCACUAAGCGCAAACAUAAGUAUAUAUAUGAUAACAUCUGCAACAUUACCAAGAUAUCAAGAGAGUUGCGAGCUUAUUUCCCCCUACCAACUUCCUUCAUAACCACGCAACAUUCUAUUCCCACAACCAGCCCUUAUCCUCGUUCUAUUUGA
Lindgomyces ingoldianus is the source of this 927-nucleotide messenger RNA. RefSeq lists its product as uncharacterized. The coding region runs from base 1 to 927 and encodes 308 amino acids. The record is from RefSeq and is a predicted model, not a curated record. The transcript is spliced from 9 exons. Lineage: Eukaryota; Fungi; Ascomycota; Dothideomycetes; Pleosporales; Lindgomycetaceae.